GAAGACGACAGAGCGCUUCCCGAAAAUGUCUGAGUACGCCACCGUUCAGAAGAGUGCCCUGAAAAUAAAAGGUGUUGGGAGCAUUUCAGCUGGAAAAAAGAAGAAGAAGAAGGAUAAAGAGAGUAAGCAUCGUCUGGAGCAGGUCGCGACCAGUCAGAAUGAUGAGGAGGUGAACACCAAGAAAGCAUAUGUUGACAAAAGAACACCGGCACAACUUGCCUUUGACAAGAUGCAAGAGAAGAGGCAAAUGGAGAGGAUCUUGAACAAAGCAUCAAAGACACACAAACACAGAGUCGAGGAUUUCAAUCGUCACCUUGACACCCUGACAGAACAUUAUGAUAUCCCCAAGGUCAGCUGGACCAAAUAGAAGAGGAGCGAAUGGUCAUUUUGUUGUUGUUUUUUUAUUUUUCAUCACUUGUACAAAAGUCUUGCACAUUACGUUUUUGCUUGCUUAAUUUUACGUAUUUUGAGUGACAUUUCUUUAGCAUUCAGUCAUUAUUAUGUUUGAAUUUCUGGUGUAUACAAUAAAAGAUUUGAGUUAACAAGUUA
This is a messenger RNA of Plectropomus leopardus (leopard coralgrouper), 549 nucleotides long. It is a transcript of the gene fam32a, whose product is annotated as family with sequence similarity 32 member A. The record is from RefSeq and is a predicted model, not a curated record. Gene Ontology annotation, cellular component: nucleolus. NCBI's taxonomy places the organism in Eukaryota, Metazoa, Chordata, Actinopteri, Perciformes, Serranidae.